CAGCGCUGUGCUCAUUGUAGUCAGCCAUUAGCUUCAAAACCUUGUUGGGCAGCUCAUGCCUUGGAUGGGUGCUGCUGACCAGGCUUUGAGCCAAGCUGGCAUGGUUUUGUAAUUUUGCCAUUGGUAUUCCACAUCAUAGCAUCAUGGACAGCCCGGGUAAUUACAGGGUUAAUAGUCCGGUUCUGUGUACUGACAACCUUCCAGAUACCUGCUUCUCGAAAGAGAAGAAGAACUGCGUAUCCCAGAGGACCUCACGGUCAGAGAGGGAAGAUACGGCACUGAAAUCACAGGUUAUGAGUUGCGUGAUCAGGCUCACACUCUCUCUCUGGCAGCCACGCAGAGUGCUGGGUGUGCUUCCGAGCUGUGCGCCUUCAUUCAAGCAGACCUUUCGGUUUUGGAAACUUUCUCUUAUUUUAUCUUUUUUAUAACCCGUACUUUCAAUUUGAUUGUAUUAUAUUGUGUUAUCUUGCAUUCCAAUAUCACGGUUAGUAAAAUAAGUUUUCCACCUUAGAUUGUGGCCACUGCUCUGUUCUUUUUCCCUCUCUGAGCCCAGCUCCCAUUCCCCCGUCCCCUUUCCCUUCCCAUUUUUGGGUGCCAGGGGGCCCACAGGCCCACGGCCUCCCUGUCACGGGCAUAGACUGAUCUAGAUUGAGCUAGAUAACUCCGUGACAGCUUUUGGUGGAGAAUGCGGGCAAUCUGAAGCUUUUAACGCUAACAGAGAAAAGAAAGGAUUUCUUUAAGCUGGAGACUGCCAGACUGCAAGGCAGUGCUAGUGUGACCUUCAUAGAUGAGAUUAUAGUCUGGGCAGUCUGCCGAACUCCGGACACUGUACCCAGUAGUUAUUGUUGUUGUUGUUUUUCCCCCCAUUUUAGCAGCUACCAGCUAUGAGUCUGCUCUUUAUUGCAGGAGCGUUGUAUAAGGGAUGAAGGACAAUCAUGAUCUUGGGAAAUUAUUGGCCUAUAAUUAACAUCAUGAUUUCGUGCUGUGGAAUUGUGUUCAUGUAUAACCAAAUAAGGGCCCUGAUGGAGACACCUGCCUGGUACCAUUAUGCAAUGUGGUAUCAUUUUAAGUUUGACACUUUCAAACCAGUUUCCAGCCUUCCUUCUCAGUUUGUCACACGUUUUUUCAACUGCCGAGCUGGAGCUCAUACUCUUGUGCACGUUAUCGAUCUCCUUGAAUGUUUUCUUCUCCAUUUGUGUUAUGUGGAAGAAGUCUCCUCCAUAACCAGAGAAUGCUGACUGGCAGGGAAUAUGGAGAGGUUUAGGAGAAAACUUAGAAGCGUGGGGACCCGCAAUGUCAUGGCACUCCACUCUUGGACACCUGUGGGAUCCCAGGAAACGAAGCCAGUAUUUGAGUCAGGGAUGGUGUGGCUCAGAUAGAUCGAAGGAGGUACGGCUUAUUUGGGGCUUGGCUUGUGCUUACCGUGCUCUAUGUAAUACUCUUCUGGAGAGAGAGAGUUUCCAAGCAGAGGUUGAAGCCAAAGGGGGAAAUCUUGAAGUCGAAUCUGAUCAGUCACAGGAGACACCAGUAGCAGUGUCAGCUGCCCCUGUGGAAGGCAAGAAAAGGAAGUGGGUGUCCACGCGUCUGGAAUGGAAAAAAGAAGCAGCAGCAGCGGAGGAGGAGGUAGAGGAAGAUCCAGGCCAGGGGGCCUCCUCAGAGCCACAAAAGGCAAAAGCAAAAACCAAGAGACACGGAGAGGCGAGUGAUGAAGAGGAAGUCUCUAUUUCUGUUUGCCGACCUCUGAAGAUGACUGAAAUCCAAGGCUCAAGGAAAGAGUUUACACGGCAUCCGAACAAAACCCUUGUCACCUGGUUGCUUCGCUGUUGGGACGGGGGGGCCAGUAGCUUGUCUCUGGAUAGUAACAAAGCCCGCCAACUAGGAGGCAUUGCCAAAGACUCAUCUAUUGACAGAGGGAUUAGUAGAUGUUUGGAUGGAGCCACCACCCUCUGGGAACGAAUGUUAGUAGCCGUCAGGGAAAGGCAUCCCGUCAGAGACAGUCUGAAGCCUGUGAUGAAGAAGUGGGAUACAGCUGAAAAAGGUAUCCAGUAUUUGAGGGAAAUAGCUGUGGUGGGAAUGGUGUAUGACCCUAAUUUUGCUCCUAACGAUCCACGCCAAGGUCAUGAUCCGCAGAGAGUGAGAACAAUGCCUGAUAUAUGGCAGAAACUCACAAGAACAGCACCAGAUCUACCCUCAACACACGCUUCCAUUUCAGCCAUCUCAGAAUGAGCAAAGACUGGAUGAAGUACAAGAACAAGUGUCUCUAUUGAUAAAUCAUGACGAACCUGUAGAAGUAUCAGAAACGUUUGAUGAAGAUCAGGAUAAGCAAAUGGGCCUAAUGAAAGAACUGAUCAAGCUAAUGAAAAUCCACUUAAUUAAAGGGGAUGGACCCUUCUCCUCACCUGCAUCAUCAAAAAUCUCAGCUACUGAAGGCAAAUUCUUUCCUGCUCAAAUGAGGAACAUUGUAGGAUUGCAUCGUGUAUUGCCUCUUGGUGUCACCUCAGUGACCACAGAGAAGACAUGAGGAAGUGGCAUGACCACACUACUCCUGUACUGCGAGCACGGGUGAGAGAAUUACAGAACUAAUCAACCAGCGGUGUAGUUGCUCCAGUUACCACAGGUAAUGAAUAGAGGGGCCCUGCCCUCAGUCAGGGAGGGAGAGGGAUAACAGAGUUCAUUGGACUGCACAGAUCCGAUGGCCUGGCACAUCAGAACCACAGAAAUAUAAGGCCCUGGUGGAUACUGGUGCACAGUCCACUCCAAUGCCCUCAAGUCAUGAAGGGACAGAAUCAAUCCGUAUUUCUGGAGUGACUGGGGGCUCUCAAGAACUGACUGUGUUGGAGGCCGAAAUAAGCCUCACUGGUAAAGACCGGCAAAAAACACCCGAUUGUGACUGGCCCAGGGGCUCCAUGCACGCUGGGUAUCGAUUCCCUCAGAAGGGGGCAUUUCAAGGAUCCCAAGGGGUAUCGCUGGGCCUUUGGAAUAGCUGCUGUAGAUACAGACAACAUUCAGCAGCUGUCUGUUUUGCCUGGCCUGUCAGAAGAUCCGUCUGUUGUGGGGUUGCUGCGAGUAAAAGAGCAGCAGGUACCGAUUGCCACAAAAGCAGUGCACAGACGGCAGCACUGCACCAACAGGGAUUCCUCGCUCGCCAUUCAUAAGUUGAUUUGUCAACUAGAGAGUCAAGGAGUGAUCAGCAGAACGCACUCGCCUUUUAACAGCCCCAUAUGGCCAGUGCGUAAAGCCAGUGGAGAACGGAGGCUGACGGUAGACUACCGUGGCCUGAAUGAAGUCGCACCCCCACUGUGUGCUGCUGUGCCGGACAUGUUAGAACUGCAAUAUGAACUGGAGUCAAAAGCAGCCAAGUGGUAUGCCACCAGUGACAUUGCUAAUGCCUUCUUUUCCAUUCCUCUGGCCACAGAAUGCAGGCCGCAAUUUGCCUUCAGCUGGAGGGGCGCUCAGUCUACUUGGAACCGUUUGCCCCAGGGGUGGAAACACAGCCCAACCAUUUGCCAUGGGUUAAUCCAAACUGUACUGGAACAGUCAGUGCUCCUGAGCACCUGCAGUACAUUGAUGGUAUUGUUGUGUGGGGCGAUACAGCAGAGAAUGCUUCUGAGAAAGGAGAGCAAAUAAUCCAGACCCUUCUGCAAGCUGGUUUUGCUAUCAAGCGAAGCAAAGUGAAAGGACCUGCCCAGGAGAGUCGGUUCCUAGGUAGAAAGUGGCAAGAUGGGCGCCGUCACAUCCCAGCAGAUGUGAUGGACAAAAAUCACUGCCGUGUCUCCACCCAUUAGUAAGAAGGAGACACAAUCUUUUCUGGGUGUAGUGGGCUUUUGGAGAAUGCGCGUUCCAAACUAUAGCCUGUAGGAGAGUGGCUCAGGGAGCAAGGAGUUGUGAGCUUGAGUGCUAUGUGCACAACCCAGGCUGUGAGACCUUGAAGCUGUCAAAGCAGGAAGACAAACUGAGGCUUCACUUAAGAUAAGGGGGUAGCUAGCCUGGGAAGAGAUCAAGACAGUGGAAUGCGAAGAACAGUGAAAAAAAACAUGUGAUGCUUAAUGCUGUACCAAUAGCUAGCAAGCAAGACACGUGAUUUCUGUGUGCUAACCAGUUAUAAGUUGCCGUGUGUACCCUGUAUUUCUGUAUAAGUAUGAGCUGAUUCGGGCAAUAAAGGAUUAGAGGAGUUUCCACCAGUACUUCUGUGAAGACGCGUGGAUUCAUUCAGGCCGCCUUCCUUGAAGUGGCGCCCGAACAGGGACCCGGGAAAGCCACACAAGUUGCCACAGCGGUUCGACGUGGAGGCAGCGGGAUGCUCGAGAGUUGCCACAGUGGUUUGACAUGGAAGGCAAGGAGAAUGGGGAAGGUUGCAGCGGGUAAACGCUGUGUGCCGAGAGGGUGGUAGCUCAGAGCAUCGUGUGCCAGACGCAUGGAGACUUGGACCCGCGGUGGGGUGAGUGCCAUGUGCCGGGAUGGGUGGCCACUCGGGUAGGAAGAUUGCGCAGCUUCCUCCUCGGCCACUUGCUGCUAGCAUGGAUGUGGAAUUUGCAGCAGCACUGACACUGCUUCUCAGUAUCCUCGCUAAGCGAGGGGAGACAGUGAAGGACAAAGACCUAGCUAAGCUAGUAUCGUAUCGGGACAUAGAACAAGCAGAGUCACACAGUGCACUAUUUUUUCACGUCUGUCUUGAACAAUGGAGAUGGGUGGUGGGACACCUGGAGCUCUGGGUUCAGGCCCACGACUGCACUGAUGAUAAACUCCCAGUGGGCUGUGGAUGUGGGUGGGAUUUGCUGCUCCAGUUGCAUGCGUGUAAAUCUAUGUCCCAGUUGACUGGAAGCUGGAAACAGCUGAGUUUCCAGGCAGGACAAGACGGAAGACCUUGUCAAUUCCAGGCCUGCCAGUCUCCCUUUGGUGCCUGGCAAAAUCACAGAGGAGGUCAUUGUGAGAGUUACUGAAAAAUGCUUCAAAGACAGCACAGUCAUCGUUGUCAGUACAGGUUAGGGCUGACUUUCUGGAAAGGAGCUUUGAGGAGAAGGACCUGGAUGUGGUGGUGGUCAGCAGGUUGGCCAUGAGCCAGCAGCGUGCCCUCGUGGCCAAGGGAAUCCUGGGGUGCAUUAAAUGAGUGUGACCAUCAGACUGAGGAAGGUGAUCCUCCCCUUCUGCUCUGCCCUGGUGAGGCCACAUCUGGACCACUGUGUUCAGUUCUGGGCUCCUCAGCACAUGACAGGCAGGGAACUGCCGGAGAGAGACUAACAGGGGUCUGCAGAGGUGAUUGAGGCCGGGAGGAACCCCACUGUGAGGAAGAAGAGCAACAGGUUUGGGGGAAUCAGACAUUUCCUGGAGCGGUGAGCAUGGGGUGCCCUGAUACACUGUGAGAUGAGGUCAGUGUGGUCAUAGCCAUCAGCACACCCUCCACUGCCCCAUUCAUUGCUCCCAGUGGGCUGUGGACGUGGGUGGGAUUUGCUGCUCCAGUUGCAUGCGUGUAGAUCUAUGGCCCAUGGGGUUUAUCCAGGGACCUUGGGAAUUGCAAGAUGUCCCAGCUGACUGGAAGCUGGCAAACAUCUGAGUUUCCAGGCAGGACAAGAAGGAAGACCUUGUCAAUUCCAGGCCUGCCAGUCUCCCUUUGGUGCCUGGCAAAAUCACAGAGGUGGUCAUUGUGAGAGUUACUGAAAAACGCUUCAAAGACAGCACAGUCGUCGUUGUCAGUACAGGUUAGGGCUGACUUUCUGGAAAGGAGCUUUGAGAAGGACCUGGAUAAUCCUGGGGUGCAUUAAAUGACUGUGGCCAUCAGGUUGAGGAAGGUGAUCCUCCCCUUCUGCUCUGCCCUGGUGAGGCCACAUCUGGACCACUGUGUUCAGUUCUGGGCUCCUCAGCACAUGACAGGCAGGGAACUGCCGGGGAGAGACUAACAGGGGUCUGCAGAGGUGAUUGAGGCCGGGAGGAACCCCGUUGCGAGGAAGAAGAGCAACAGGGUUGGGGGAAUCAGACAUUUCCUGGAGCGGUGAGCAUGGGGUGCCCUGAUACACUGUGAGAUGAGGUCAGUGUGGUCAUAGCCAUCAGCACACCCUCCACUGCCCCAUUCAUUGCUCCCAGUGGGCUGUGGACGUGGGUGGGAUUUGCUGCUCCAGUUGCAUGCGUGUAGAUCUAUGGCCCAUGGGGUUUAUCCAGGGACCUUGGGAAUUGCAAGAUGUCCCAGCUGACUGGAAGCUGGCAAACAUCUGAGUUUCCAGGCAGGACAAGAAGGAAGACCUUGUCAAUUCCAGGCCUGCCAGUCUCCCUUUGGUGCCUGGCAAAAUCACAGAGGUGGUCAUUGUGAGAGUUACUGAAAAACGCUUCAAAGACAGCACAGUCGUCGUUGUCAGUACAGGUUAGGGCUGACUUUCUGGAAAGGAGCUUUGAGAAGGACCUGGAUAAUCCUGGGGUGCAUUAAAUGACUGUGGCCAUCAGGUUGAGGAAGGUGAUCCUCCCCUUCUGCUCUGCCCUGGUGAGGCCACAUCUGGACCACUGUGUUCAGUUCUGGGCUCCUCAGCACAUGACAGGCAGGGAACUGCCGGGGAGAGACUAACAGGGGUCUGCAGAGGUGAUUGAGGCCGGGAGGAACCCCGUUGCGAGGAAGAAGAGCAACAGGGUUGGGGGAAUCAGACAUUUCCUGGAGCGGUGAGCAUGGGGUGCCCUGAUACACUGUGAGAUGAGGUCAGUGUGGUCAUAGCCAUCAGCACACCCUCCACUGCCCCAUUCACUGCUCACCUUCUGUACUGCACAGGGAGUAGAAGGGCCACAGUGCCAGGCAGACGAGCCCCAACAUCGAGACCGAGACCUCCCCGCCCAUCAGCAGCUUUGUCUGAGUUUCAGCUGGGAUUGAACUGUUUUCUUCAGUGUGUCUGGUAUGACCUUAUGUUUUGGUUCCAGGGGAAAAACAAUGUUGCUAAUGUUUGCAGUUGCUGCUCAGCAGUGCUGUCCAGAGCCGAGGCCAUUUGCAGCAAAGGACCCAGGCAUUUGGGAGGGAAGAGAACUAGGACAGCUGACUGAAGUGGCCAAAGGGAUAUUCCGUGGCAUGUGACAUCAAGCAGGAGGAUUUUUGAAGGGGGUUGGAGUUCAUUUUGCUCAGUCGCGCUGCUUGGAGGGCUAGCUGGGCGUUGCCCUGGGAGCGUUGAGCAAUUGCUUUCGCAUCACUUGUUAAAUACAUUUCUAUAGAGAGAUAUAUAUUUGUCCUGAUGAUUAUCCUUUUCCUUUCCUCUGUCUUAGUAAAUAUUUUUCUCUCAACCCUGUCGUUCUAGUUUGUUUUGUUUGUUAUUUUCUCCUCCAUCGCACUGGGUUGGGGGGUGGGGGGCGGUGAGUGAGCAUCUGUGUGGCUGUGUGAGCCACCUGCCAGGUUAAACCACCACAGGAGGGUCCCUUGGGAGUCAUUCAUGAAGGGUAAAGAUGUCCAGGAAGGCUGGACACUUCUCAUGAGGGAAUUCUCAAAGGCACAGGAGCAGACCCAGCCAGCAUGUGUUCAUGAAAGGCAGGUCCUGCCCUUUGGUCACAGCAACCCCAGGCAUCACGAAAGGUUUUGGGGCAGAGUGGCUGGAAAGCCGAGCAGAGGAAACAAACCUGGGGGUUUUGGUCUGUAGCCAGCUGAACGUGAGCCAGCAGUGUGCCCAGGAGGACAAAAGGCCGGUGGCAUUCUGAAUGGACACCUGCCCUUGGGUGCUGGAGCAGAGGUGCUGAGAAACGGGUGAGCAUGGUGAGAGCACUGGAUGAUCACGGGUUCACUGUGAAUGGACCGUGGGGAUUGCGGAUCAAAAGGGGGAGCAUGGAGUGGGCAAGAGGGCCCUGGAACAAAUAGCGGGUGACGGUGAGAAGACUAUGGGCAGGCAGUGGCAUUUCUAUCAGGUGACCGUGUGGAGAUGGCAGGAGUAAUAUAAGGAGAACGCGGUGUGAGAAUUGGGAUGGUAAAGAGGUGACCACGGCGUGAGUAUGGUGAAACUACGGGGUGACCACUGGAUGAGCAUGGCAAUGUCAUGGAGGGACCACGGGGCCAUCCGUGGGGCUCAGGCAGUGGGUGGAGCCCUGUGAGUGACACGGCUGUUCCCAGGCAGAGCAGCAGCACCGAGCAUUCCUCCAGACCUCAGAGCAGACAGACAGGCGGAUGCCACACGGGACAGUGCUAUCAUGCCAAGGCUGAUCGGGGUACCCGCAACGGAGAUCUGCCUGGAGACGGGUGAUGCCACCCAGCCCAGGCACUCACUGCUCCAGAGCAGCGGCGCGGGCUGCCGGCACCCUUCCUCCUCCUCCGGCAGCAGCCAUGGGGAGCGGCCGUGUCCUGGUGGCCGGGGCCGUGCUGGUAGCACUGGUGGCGCUGGGAGCACGGCUGGCCGCCGGCACGCGGCCCUCAGCAUUUUUCCAGUGGAGUGCUACAGUUGAGUGCCACUUCCUCAACGGCACCGAGCGGGUGAGGUUUCUGGUGAGGCACGUCUACAACCGGCAGCAGUACGUGCACUUCGACAGCGAUGUUGGUCUCUUUGUGGCCGAUACAGUCCUGGGAGAGCCUUCUGCUAAACUCUUCAACAGCCAGCCGGACGUGCUGGAGAAGAACAGGGCUGCAGUGGAAAUGCUCUGCAACUACAACUACGAGAUAGUGGCCCCUUUGACGCUGCAGAGGAGAGAGCCCAAGGUGAGGAUCUCUGCGCUGCAGUCGGGCUCCCUGCCCCAAACCGACCGGCUGGCUUGCUACGUGACGGGCUUCUACCCGCCGGAGAUCGAGGUGAAGUGGUUCCAGAACGGGCAGGAGGAGACAGAGCGCGUGGUGUCCACGGACGUGAUCCAGAACGGGGAUUGGACGUACCAGGUGCUGGUGGUGCUGGAGAUCAGCCCACGGCACGGGGACAGCUAUGUGUGCCAGGUGGAGCACACCAGCCUGCAGCAGCCCAUCACCCAGCGCUGGGAGCCCCCGGGGGAUGUGAGCAGGAGCAAGCUGCUGAUGGGCGUCGGGGGCUUUGUGCUGGGGCUCGUCUACCUUGCACUGGGGAUCUUCUUCUUCCUGUGCAGUAAGAAAGGUCAAUGAUGAAGAUGUUGAGCAAGAUUGGACCCAGAAACACUCCCUGGGAAACACUGCUACUUACAGGCCUCCAACCAGAAUCUGCACCAAUAAUCACAACCCUCUGAGCUCUGCCAGUCAGCCAGUUCACGGUCCACCUCACUGUUCUCUCACGCUUCCUAGGAAUUAUUAACUGGGAUCAUUCUCCUGGCUGGGUGGCCUAUAGAAGACCCUCACCUUAAACGUUGCCCCAUAAAUGUUACCUGGGGGCUCUCAGCCAUGUCAUUGGGAACAGCAAGCUUCAUGCAUCCCAGCCCACCAUUACAAACAGCAACGCCAUACCGUCUCACUGCCAAUCUGUCCUGGAGAGCCCAGAGCCAUCCAGUACACAUAGUGCGUGUCAUAGAACCCUUCCCACCACACCUUGCUUAUGCUAAUGAUGUUCUAGCUCCAAGACCAAGCCAAAAGCUUCCCCCUCCUCCUGCUUACACCUCACGCUGUGUGCAUUGCUAUAGAAACGUUUACAGGGUGCUCCAGUGUGCCCAACUCCAGGUGGAGCAGAUCCAAAUGCCUUAUGAGCACGCCAUGCCUCCAAAUUCGGAUGGACACCAAGACAAACAAACAAACAAACAGACAAAAAAAACCCAAUAAUGCCUAACAACCGUGCAGAUGGAGACCUGGAGAGCUGCUUGUUCACUGUUGAGCUCUGUCUGUGAGGCUGCACCAGCUCUGGGCUGUGCAGAGCUCGCGUGUUACACAGAGGGCAUACAUUUCUGCUGGGUGGAUACAACUGCUGGUUGAACUGGCUGAGUGACAAAGCCCUCCCUGCACACCCUCCCAUGCAAGUUUGCGUUAGGAAGGGAGAUGGGGCUGUGUGCCAAACUGGCCUUCCCCCAGAAGCAUGCAAGGACCUGGAGUCAGACCUUCUUGCACCUUUCCCUGUCCUUCUACCACGUUUUGUCUUUUAUUUUAGGAAAAUAGGGCCAGAGCAGAAGGAAAACAAAAGCUCCAGGACAACUCAGCUAGUUUACUCUCCUUCCUCACUUUUCCCCUUUCACAAUCCACAGAAAGGCCAUUAGCCACACAAGGGAAGAAAUGAUCAGGUGUGUGAGGAGCAGAGCAAACCAAGCUUAACUUCCAAGGCCGGUCUCUUCCACGUGACUGGUCUGAGGUCUAACACAAGGAUGAAGGGAAAGCUUGCAGGGAGGAUGUCCUCUUCUGCUCGCAGGUCAUUUUUAGUCAAUCUCCAAGAGACAUUUUACUAUUCUCCUGACCCUUGUACACGAUUCAUCAGUGGACCCUGACAUUACUGGCAGGAACACGUGCACACAGAACAUCCCUACGCAGCUGCACUUUGUUAAGAAACGCCUUCAAAAAGCUGCAUGCAGGAAGAGCAGAAGAGAAAACCGGGCGUGGGCAGAGGUCUUCUUCUAUUAACAGGAAAAGAGACCAAGAACGUCCCGGAUGUAAGUCCCUUUUCCAGAGAGAGUGCCAGUGAUGCCACCUCUUUUCCUAACUUUCUGUAUGUUGAGAAGCAUUAGGGCCUCUGUCAUCCUCGGGGUCUCCAGCAUCCUCAGGGUCUCUCCAGUGGGGGUUUUCCCAUGAAAAAUGAGGUGCCGGCCCUCAAAGAAACUCCUCCUGCACGUGAGACAGUUGCAGAGCCUACCUCUCACACACAUUAGCCAACUUUUAAUAAAGCGGGGGCCCUGGAUGAAGCUCUGCCUGCAGUGCAGGCAUUUCUAAGGUCUCUGCCCUGAGUGGAUCCUCUGCAACUUGAUCGGGCUGGAGCUGUGGUUGAAGCUCUUCUUACACCCGGGAUAGAGAGAAAGGUCCCACUUGGAGGCUGUGGCAAGCAGCCUCAGGAGAGACCCGAGGCUGACCCCUUGGAUUCCGGAGUCGAGCAUACAGGGGGUCUGAAGAGCGCUACGCUCCAGCUGAAAAGGAGAUGUUAGCCGCGUACGAGGGGGUAAAGGCUGCUUCCGAAGUAGUUGGUACUCAAACGCAGUACUCCUCCUUCCGCUUGAGCACUUGAGCUAGUGCUCAACUGGAUGUGUACAGGAAAGGUUCCCUCCAUCCAUUGUGCUACUGAUGCCGCUUGGAGUAAGUGGGUUGCAUAGAUUACACAAUGAGCCCAAAUGGGGAACCUCAGUCGCCCACAAAUCUUAGAGGUGAUCAUGGACUGGCCUGAGGGCAAAAAGUUUGGAACAUCGCCAGCAGAACAGGUACUGUGUGCUAAAGAGACUGCGGCAUACAACGAAUUACCAGAAAAUGAAAUUAGCCCUCCUCUCUGAUGGCUCACGUCGUCCCGUGGGGAAGCAUCGCAGAUGGAAAGCUGCUGUGUGGAGCCCCGUGUGACAAGUUGCGGAGGCCACCAAAGGAAAAGGAGAAUCAAGCCAAUUUGCAGAGGUGAAGGUUGUCCAACUGGCUUUAGACGUUGCUGAACAGGAGAGGCGGCCAGUGCGUUGCACUGACUCACGGAUGGUGGCAAAUGCCUUAUGGGAAGGUGGGGGGUGGUGGUUACAGCGGUGAGAACAAAACAAUUGGCAAAGAAGGGGGAGAUCUAUUUGAGCUGCUGAGCUGUGGAAAGAUACUGCUGCCCGAAUAAAGAAUAUGGUUGUAAAGGCGUGUUCUGUAGAUGCUCGUGUACCAAAGAGUCGGGCUACUGAAGAACAAGAAAAUAAUCAUCAGAUAGAUCAAGCCUCUAGACUUAAGGUGUCUCAAAUAGACUUGGACUGGCAACACAAGGGUUAAUUAUAACACAAGGGUAACGGUCCCAUGGAACCUCAGACCAUCAAGGAAGAGGUGCAACAUUUAAGUAGGCUGGGGACUGGGGGCUGACUUAAGUAUGGACGCUAUUGCACGGGUUAUUCCUGACUGUGAAACAUGCACUGCAAUUAAACGAGCCGACAGGAUGAAAACUCUCUGCGGGGAAGGGCAAUGGCAGAAGUAUGAAUAUGGGGAGGCGUGGCAGGUUGAUUCUAUCACCUUGCCACGAUCUCACAACGGUAAGCAUGAGGUGCUUAC
This is a messenger RNA of Gallus gallus (chicken), 12028 nucleotides long. It is a transcript of the gene MHCY2B1, whose product is annotated as major histocompatibility complex Y, class II beta 1. Bases 8192 to 9031 code for a protein of 279 amino acids. The transcript has 5 exons. Gene Ontology annotation, biological process: immunoglobulin production involved in immunoglobulin-mediated immune response; peptide antigen assembly with MHC class II protein complex; positive regulation of T cell activation. Gene Ontology annotation, molecular function: MHC class II protein complex binding. Lineage: Eukaryota; Metazoa; Chordata; Aves; Galliformes; Phasianidae. The record is from RefSeq and is a predicted model, not a curated record. Gene Ontology annotation, cellular component: MHC class II protein complex; membrane.